Molecule: messenger RNA, 1761 nt
Organism: Diaporthe citri
Lineage: Eukaryota; Fungi; Ascomycota; Sordariomycetes; Diaporthales; Diaporthaceae
Exons: 1
Coding region: 1-1761 (586 amino acids)
Source: RefSeq, a predicted model, not a curated record
AUGAAGUCCCUUCAGUGCUUCCUUUCCGGUUUUCUUCUGUUGGCAACAGUUGAGGCUGGUCCUCUGAGGGGCCCGCUCCUGCACCCAGGUGGCAUACGACAACGACAAUACGACAACUCCAGUUCAACGAGCCACACACUGUCCACGUCUUUGGCAUCGACGACAGCUGAUGAGCCCGAAAGUUCCAGCACGAGCACGGCUACGGCUUCCUUUGCAGGCUUCGUCGGGGCAACUCAGAAGGCAGCCGAAACUUCUAAAGAGACUUCAUCCACCUAUCUGGGAACUGCCGAGGUUGUGGCUUCACAGGUGACCGGUGGUUCGUCGAGGAAGCAGUCCGUUGCUCCAUCGGAGCAGACUCACGCUGCUGCGUCGACCUCGGCCCUAACUACAUCCGCCGCAGCUGUAGCCUCUCCCGACGUGAAUUUGGCUCCUUCUAAUCAGCCCACGAUACAGUCGACCGUGCAACGGGCGUCUCAAGUCUUUCAGUCCCCAACGACUGGCCGCCCGAUCGCGGCCUCUUCAGCUUCAAGCUCAAGUUCCGAGGCAGCAAUUGAAGGAACCGCCUCAGAGACCUCACAGGAAGCUGCCAUCACGAGCUCUUCGACCUCCUCGGCCACUAGCAAGGUCUCCCCAACCGGCACGCCCGACGACUUCAUCCCGACAGCUGUGAUCACCUCGGCCGCUCCCACUGGGACGACGAUUGUGUCCUCCUCCCAGUACGCCUCCAACCUCGCCGAGGCCAUCAGGCUCAACGCAGCCUUCACCGAGAUCUCCGCAGAUUCAGCAUGCAGUCCCGGCCAAUACGCCUGUGUUGACGCAGAGUAUGCCCAUUGUUCCGCUGAUGGAUCCUGGGAUAUCGUGGGGUGCAGCGAGGGCACGGUCUGCGCGGCUAUGCCGCUUAAUACGACCAGCGGUGUCAGCCUCCGUUGCUUCCAGAGAGAAACGGUGGUUGCUGUCCUGGGCUCAGUCCCAGAGGGUAGUACGAGCUCAGGCUCAAGCUCGGGUUCGACACAGCUUAGCUCAGCGACCAGCAUUAUCGAGACGGUAUCCGAAUCUGAGUCCAGCUCGUCCCCUCAGGUAACCUCGACAGUUGAAUCUGCCAGUAGGGGUGGCUUCGCGACUGUCACGGUGCCGUCUCUGACAGUGACGGCCACCGCCGAGAGCUCGACAGAGUCUUCCGCUUCCACGAUCCAGUUGACCACGACCGUUCGAUCGACUCUGUCUUCAGAGACAGCAAGCUCAUCUGUCACUAAGGAGACGUCAACCGAGACGUCUACUGAGACAUCAACAUCGCCUAAUGAAACAUCUCAAGAAUCCGAUCGGGAACCCACGAGCACUUCCAAGUCGCGCACGACAAGCACAUCCAUAAUCACAGUCCAGACAACCCCAGCCGUUGACCCCUUCCCGACCCCAACGCCAGACGCAGAGCCCUCUGACUCGUCCUCGUCGUCCUCGGCCGCCGAGUCACUUGUCGUCAUCCCGGUGCAAAUGACAUCCUCGACAUCCCCCGAGGACGCUCCCGCCCCGACAGAUACUGGUUUCGGGUUCGGCGGAAUAUUCGGUGGUGGUGAUGACAACGGCGACGAUGACCAGGACCACAAGGGCAAUAACUUCGUGGGCAACUCCGCCGGCGGCGGCACGAGCACUAGCACCAGCGUGGACGGUGUCACGACGACGGUUUUCGUCACGGUCACGUCCGUCUCGACUGCUACGGAGACGGAGACGUUGAUCAAGUGGGCGACCAUGACGGUCCGGGAGUAA